Messenger RNA from Ipomoea triloba (trilobed morning glory), 1919 nucleotides. Its product is annotated as WEB family protein At5g16730, chloroplastic-like. Lineage: Eukaryota; Viridiplantae; Streptophyta; Magnoliopsida; Solanales; Convolvulaceae. The transcript has 3 exons. The record is from RefSeq and is a predicted model, not a curated record. The coding region runs from base 259 to 1557 and encodes 432 amino acids.
GUCUGGUUUAAUGAAUGUGGGACCCACACAAAAAAAUUGCAUCUAAAUUUCCCAUAUCGGCCCCUAUAUUUUGGCGUUACGACGAGUGUUGUAAAUGAGGAGAACCCCCGCCAACUUCGGAGUUUGUCCAAACCCCAGGACAGAUCUUCUCAAACAUAAACCACUCACAAAUCUGGGGCUCUAAGACCUGGAAUUUUCGUCUGAUUCUCAAGAACCCGGAGCCCGGAGGUCGCCAUCCUCGCCCCUAAACCCCUCAACAUGUCUCCUUCCAAAUCAAGAUCUGGGAAGAAAUGGCACCCAUCCAUCCUUUCUAGAACCAAGCUCUGCAGAGGGGAUUCUUCCGCCAUUGAUUCAGACGCCCUCGUCUCUCUCGAACGGAAGCCUUCCCAGUCCCAGAAUUCGCCCCAGAAUCGGAGUAUUAGAGUGCUGGAAAUGCCAGAAACGGAAAUUGGGGAGCUGGAAGAGGAAAUAAGGGUGUUAAGGGAGCAAUUAGGGUGUGCAGAGGGGGAAAGAAACCAAGCACUUGAUGAGCUUAGGGAGUUGAGACAAGCAGUUGAAGAGGCUAAUUACUUGAAGGAAAUGUUGUAUAGUACACGCCAAGAAUUGAAUGCCAAAGACAGGAGUACCGAGUGUUUAAAAUCAGAGCUUGAUAAGGCAAAGCAGGUUGUAAAAAUGUUGAGAGAGGCAAUGGACAAUGCAGAAGAAGCAGCCCGCGAUUCGGUUUCUGAUCACAGGAGGAGAAUUCAGGAGCUGGAAGAUGAAGUGGAGAAGAGGAAGUUCUCAGAGGCCAACGUUCUCGUCGCCUUAGAGCAGAACAAGGUUGAAAUGGAAGUUUGCAAGCGAGAAAUGGCUCGACUUUACGAGAAGAUUAAGUCGAUGGAGGAGGAGAAUUCGAGGUCCUGCAAUGGGGAAACUGCAGCGAAAGAAGAAGCCUCGUUGAAGAUUAAGCACUUGACGGAUGAAGUAUCUCGUCUCGAGAACGAAUUGAAGAUGGCAACCGAAGCAGAAGAGAAGAGCAGAAAGGCGAUGGAUACUUUAGCCUCAGCCCUAAAAGAAGUAGCAGAAGAAGCCACCGAGGCUAAGGAGACUGUGAAACAUAAACUUGGGGCGACUCAAAUCGAACUGGAUCAAGUCAAGAAGGAAAACGCCAAGUUGAAAGAGAGAGUAGCCGAGAUAGAGGAUAAGCAAAAGAAGGAUUUGGAAGAGGCAAAGAAGGAAAUGGAGAUGCACAGAAAUGCAGCUGAGCGAGUGAGAUUAGAAGCCGAGGAAACCCUCUUGGCUUGGAAUGGGAAAGAGAUUGGGUUCGUGAGCUGCAUAAAACAAGCAGAGGAAGAACGGGACAGUGCACAACGCGAAAUCGUUCGACUGAGAGACAUAUUGAAGCAGGCGAUUAGCGAAGCCAACGCUGCCAAAUUAGCAGCCAACACCGCCAUAAACGAAAACUCAAAACUCAAAGACGCCAUCACGGAUAAGGAGGACGCCCUGCAUUUCCUUGAACUGGAGAUCGAACGUCUCAAGACCAACAAAGUUUCGCGAGAAUGCCAAGAAAAAGAUUGAAUCCUCAAAACUUCAUAGUAUGUACUCAAGAAUCCCCGAUUAUUACCAAAUCUUGAAAACCAGAAUCAUAUCAUCAACCAUUCAACAUUAUAUUUUCUGCCAGCCUUCAAAAUCAUCAGCAAAUCAAAUAUUUGAUGAGUGAUUCAGAUAGCUGGAUGGAGACCACACCUUGUUAGCAUAUAUUGAGAAACAGCUUCAAUAGGAAAACAUUUGGUCAUAUGUGUGUGUGUUAUACAGCCUUAAAGUCAAUAUCAGACUUAAAAUUCCAUAACAUUAUAAUACAGAUAUUUGUUUCCUAUAAAAUAUACCCUUUUGUAGUCACUUUAAAUAGUUGAUGUGGGAGCAAUCGAUUUCACUAGAAA